This is a messenger RNA of Sus scrofa (pig), 3910 nucleotides long. The record is from RefSeq and is a predicted model, not a curated record. NCBI's taxonomy places the organism in Eukaryota, Metazoa, Chordata, Mammalia, Artiodactyla, Suidae.
AGUUCGUCAUGGCGCACGAGAGGGCGAGUGAGCCCGCGCAGGUGGAGUCCCGAGCGCAGCAGGCGCGAGCGAGUCUGGAAGUCCGUGACCAUGAUGAGCCACCUGCGAGGGGGCGAGGCCAGGAGGAGAGGGGCAGGGCGGAGACGGGAGGGGAACCGCUGACGGUCGCAGCUCUGCCUUUGAUUGUCAGAGGCCCUGCCUGGCCCCUGCUCGUUUACUGACUCCAGUCCCUCAACCCGUCACUACGUCCCUAAAACUCCUCUCCAGCUCUGCACUCUCGCCGAGGUUAGCCUGUACUUCGACCUUCACCUGGGUCAGUCUAGGCCCCGUCUUCCCCCUCAGCCUGCUUCUGUCGAGACUCCAUCUUUUUAAAUUGCUGCUCGGGGGUCCUACUCUCACCCAGCAGCUCCAGGCCGGGUCCCUUCAGGGUGGCUUUCAGGUCUGUCCCAGAUCUCCUGGCCUCGCCCCCAACUAGAUACUCCAGGUUCGCCCAGUCACUCCGGCCGGGCCCCUGCAAGGUGCCCAGUCCCGGCUCCGCUCCCUCGGAGCUGCCUUCCAAUGCUCCGACCCCACACCUCAGUCUUGCCCAUCCCCUGGGUCACUGAAAGUCUGGUUCCUCACUCCAGAUCUUUUACGGUCUCUUCCACCCCCUCGUCGCACCUGCUCUCGGCGGGGUCGGGCCCUUUACACUCAGCGCGCCAUUCUCCGGGUGCGUUAGGCCCCGCCUUCUGCCUGCCUGCACUUCCCCGCCCCGCCCCUCGCUGGCCUGUGGUCCGCCAGCCCCUCCUAUUAGCCUCGGCCCCGCCCAGCAGGCGACUCCGCCCCCUCCCAACUCUCUGGGCUCAGCCCCGGCCCUGCCCCAUCGUGGCUUUCGCCGCGGUCCUGCUCCUCCGCUCAGCUCCAAACCCUGCGCUCGCUGAGGGCUCACCGGUCCCGGCGCCCAGCCGUCCCGCAGAUGACGUUCAUGUUCUCAAAGCGGAUGCUGCUCACACGCCCGCUCUCCAUGGCUCCGGGUAACUCGGCCUCCAGCGCCUCCAGCACCUCCAGGCAUCUCCGAGGCCUGCUCUGUACCUUGGAGGAUGCUGCAGGCCAAGAGAUUAACAAGACCCGCCCUGCCCUCCAGGAGCUUCCGGUCUGGUGGAGGAAGCCAGCACUGCAAAGGGUGAUACAGUGAAAGGCUCACGAGGUGAAGAGGAAGCCCAGUCUGGAGGCAAUCAGGGAAGGCUCCUUAGAGGAGGUGAUGUCUCAGAAAACAGCUUAUUGUCUAUAUCUGGCUGAUAAGGAACCUGGAGCUCAGAGCACAAAGUGCGAGGUCUCACAGACCCCUGGAUCCUAGGGGAGCAGAGGCUCGUGAUCUCAGACCUCUGCAUCCUUGGCUGUGGAAUCGCGCUGGUUCUCUGACGCCUCGGUCCGGGGAAAUCUCCCUCCUUCCUCGCUGCGGCCACGCGAUUUCGGCUUUCAAGCCGCAGAUCCGGCACCCCCUCCCACCACCUGGCUCGUGGGGACAGGUCUGCAGUCCUUGUCCACUCUACAACCCCCAUGGGCUACAGCCAGCCGCCGCCUCAGCUGCCACCCAGGAUACGGCAGGGAUAAGCGCAGCACAGGACCCGCUGGCCACCAUGUCAGGCGACUACGAGGAUGACCUCUGCCGUCGGGCACUCAUCCUGGUCUCGGACCUCUGUGCACGGGUCCGAGAUGCCGAUACCAGUGACAGGUGCCAGGAGUUCAACGACCUGCGAAUCCGAGGCUACCCCCGGGGCCCAGAUGCAGACAUCUCCGUGAGCCUGCUGUCGGUCAUCGUGACGUUCUGUGGCAUUGUCCUUCUGGGUGUCUCCCUCUUCGUGUCCUGGAAGCUGUGCUGGGUGCCCUGGAGGGACAAGGGGGGCUCCGCAGUGGGCGGUGGUCCCCUGCGCAAGGACCUAGGCCCUGGGGUCGGGCUGGCAGGCCUGGUAGGUGGAGGCGGGCACCACCUAGGGGCCGGCCUCGGGGGCCAUCCCCUGCUAGGGGGCCCACACCACCACGCCCACGCGGCCCACCACCCCCCCUUCGCGGAGCUGCUGGAGCCAGGCAGCCUCGGGGGCACGGACCCCCCUGAGCCCUCCUACUUGGACAUGGACUCGUAUCCAGAGGCUGCAGCCGCUGCAGUAGCUGCGGGGGUCAAACCCAGCCAGACCUCUCCGGAGCUGCCUUCUGAGGGCGGGGCAGGCUCGGGGCUGCUCCUGCUGCCCCCCAGUGGUGGGGGCUUGCCCAGUGCCCAGUCGCACCAGCAGGUCACAAGCCUGGCACCCACCACCAGGUACCCGGCCCUGCCCCGCCCCCUCACCCAGCAGACCCUGACCCCUCAGCCAGACCCAGGCAGCGAGGAGCGGCCACCAGCCCUGCCCCUACCCCUGCCAGGUGGGGAGGAAAAAGCCAAGCUCAUCGGACAGAUCAAGCCGGAGCUUUACCAGGGGACCGGACCUGGCGGGCGACGGGCCGGCGGGGCCCCGGGCUCCGGAGAGGCCGGCGCGGGGGCACCCUGUGGCCGCAUCAGCUUCGCCCUGCGGUACCUCUACGGCUCCGACCAGCUGGUGGUGCGGAUCCUGCAGGCCUUGGACCUCCCGGCCAAGGACUCCAACGGCUUCUCAGACCCCUACGUCAAGAUCUACCUGCUGCCCGACCGAAAGAAAAAGUUUCAGACCAAGGUGCACAGGAAGACCCUGAACCCGGUGUUCAACGAGACGUUUCAGUUCUCCGUGCCCCUGGCUGAGCUGGCGCAGCGCAAACUGCACUUCAGUGUCUAUGACUUUGACCGCUUCUCCCGGCACGACCUCAUCGGUCAGGUGGUGCUGGACAACCUCCUGGAGCUGGCGGAGCAGCCCCCCGACCGCCCACUGUGGAGGGACAUCGUGGAGGGCGGCUCGGAAAAGGCGGAUCUUGGGGAGCUCAACUUCUCUCUCUGCUACCUCCCCACGGCUGGACGCCUGACCGUGACCAUCAUCAAAGCCUCUAACCUCAAAGCGAUGGACCUCACAGGCUUCUCGGACCCCUAUGUGAAGGCCUCUCUGAUCAGUGAGGGGCGGCGUCUGAAGAAGCGGAAAACCUCCAUCAAGAAGAACACGCUGAACCCCACGUACAACGAAGCGCUGGUGUUCGACGUGGCGCCUGAGAGCGUGGAGAACGUGGGGCUCAGCAUCGCGGUGGUGGACUACGAUUGCAUCGGGCACAAUGAGGUGAUCGGCGUGUGCCGCGUGGGCCCCGACGCUGCCGACCCCCACGGCCGUGAGCACUGGGCGGAGAUGCUGGCCAACCCACGCAAGCCCGUGGAGCACUGGCAUCAGCUGGUGGAGGAAAAGACUUUGACAAGUUUCACUAAAGGCAGCAAAGGAUUGUCAGAGAAAGAGAACUCAGAGUGAGGGGUCUGGCCCAGGCUCGGGAUCGGACCAGGCCCCUUCAGGAUUCCACCCCUUCCUGCCUGGACUGUGAAUUCAUCUCCUCGAAGCCAUAACGCCCGAGCCGAGUGGUGCGGGGCAGCCCUGGGCCCGCCCCUCCUUCUGCCCCCAGAUGCGUGGGGGUGGGAGGCUGGCGGGCCCAGCUCCCUGUUUCAGGGUGGGGGGCAUUCAGUCUCCACUGUGUCUGUCUUCCCUUCCCCGGGGCUCCCCAUCCAGGCGAGGGGCCAUGCAUGUCUGGGGGACCCCUGCCCCCCCAACCUCCGUCUGUCUCUCUGUCUGUGUCUUUGCUGUUUGUACAAGACUUGGUGUCCUAAUCCUCGUUCUCGCUGUGAAUGUCAAUGGACCACUCCUCCGUGUUCCCCUGGAUACACACCCCUGUGUCGACCCUUUCUGUUCACCACACUCCACGUCUAGCCCCUCCUCCCCACUGCUGCUGCUAUCAAAUACCAGAAUAAACACUCACCGUGGGUCUCACUCCA